Messenger RNA from Bipolaris zeicola 26-R-13, 315 nucleotides. RefSeq lists its product as uncharacterized. The transcript has 2 exons. The coding region runs from base 1 to 315 and encodes 104 amino acids. NCBI's taxonomy places the organism in Eukaryota, Fungi, Ascomycota, Dothideomycetes, Pleosporales, Pleosporaceae. The record is from RefSeq and is a predicted model, not a curated record.
AUGUUACAGAUUCCAGCAAGCAAAGAGUGGAGAUAUCGGAUGCGUGUUGCUGUGCCGCGCUGUAUAUACCUUGCCCUCCUAUGCAUACAUACGUGUCGUCAUCGCAACGAACGAAAAAAACAGAAUGCCUGCAAACUACAGUCGGUCCUUAUUCAACAAGUGCUGCAAUGCCAUGUGUACGAGUUUGCCUCGUCAACGCCACGCUUUGGGGUGUUGCGUGCGUGCGUGUGCGUGUUGGUAUGCACCCAUGCAUCCGACCUUACAUGGACGCUGUCCAAAGCAAAGUGUUGUGAUGCGCAAGGAUCCUGCAACUAA